Messenger RNA from Durusdinium trenchii, 981 nucleotides. The record is from the annotation of a GenBank genome assembly. NCBI's taxonomy places the organism in Eukaryota, Dinophyceae, Suessiales, Symbiodiniaceae.
AUGAGCUGGCGUCCAGUGGCUCUCGGCCUCCUGGUGGGGAUAGGAGGCUUUGGCAUUUUCUAUUCAAUCUUUGGAUGCGGUGUAGCGAAGAUAUCGCUUGUGAACUUAACAAUGAACCAGACGAGCAUUCCUGCCGAACGCCCUGCAGUUGCUGCGCCUGAAAGCAAGGAGCUCAAGGUGCCAUGGUGCAGGCAUGCUGAAUCAAAGGUGCAAGAAGGAGAGUAUCCCGCAUGCUUGGUGCCACCAAGCAAGGACCUUUAUCGUUUGGCCCAUCCAAAGAACGAUUGGUAUAGUCAAGACAAGCAAGACCAGGAAGUGUGGCCUUUGCUGAAAGGCCUGACAAAGGGCUUUUUCAUUGAAAGUGGAGCUUCUGUUGGAGAAGCAUUCAGCAAUACCCUUGCCCUUGAGAAGACUGGCAAAUGGAGCGGCUUGUUGGUUGAGCCAGACCCAUGGAAUCAUGAAUUAAUUGCGACUCUACACCGCAAGGCAUACCUGUUCAAGGGAUGCCUCUCUGGGACCCAAAGUCAGGAAACCCUUUGGUUUAAAGCUGACCGUGAUAAAGCACUCCAUGGAAACUUUGGCAUGGAUGGUAGGUUGAUGGACAAGCCUCCGGAGAAGGAGACUAAGCAGACCUUAGACGCUGCCAUUGCGGUCACUUGUCUUCCUCUGAAAGACAUUUUGGAGGCAGUGGGUCAUUUGGAAGUGGAUUUCUGGAGCCUGGACAUUGAAGGUGCUGAGGGUGCCGUCUUGGAGGCCACUGACUUCUCAAAAGUAAAGGUCGGGGUCAUGACCAUCGAGAUGAACAAGGGGCCAGUGAACAACAAGAAGAUUUCGGAUGUCAUGGAGAAAAAUGGCUUUGUGAGGUGGAAGGUCUUGAAGUUUGAUCAGAUUUUUGUGAAUCCUUCUUAUAUCCGCCAGAAAGGCUGGGAGAUUCCGGCCGAUGAUGCGAAGCUCGCGGAGAUCAUGAAUAAGAAACUCUGA